CUGUUGUUUCCUUACUGCUCAUAGUUAACUUUUGAAACAUUAAUGCUAGAUUGCCUUGUUUGUAGCCGAUGUUUAUCACCUAUUUUAUGUAUUUAUAGUUCACAAAGACAAGGUAGAUUGCUGUUGUCUCAAUCAAGCAAGCUGUUUUCGUAUUUUCGCCUUCUUGUAAUAUCUUUAUCAGCCACUCAACCUUACAACAAACACAUCUCCUCAUUCGGUAUUCUAUUUUUCGGUUAAUGAGAGCUGAAGAAGAAAUAAUUAUGGGCAGAAAUGUUGAAGAAGAGAUUGUUCUGCAUCAAGAGUCUGAGCCUUUGGUAGGAGAAGUCGAAGAAUUCGAUUUGAAGUCAAUACUUAAAUUGAAACUCUCGAGUACAAGGCCAAACAGUAUGGUUGUGAAGAAAGUAUGUCCGCGAGAAUUCAUACCGCCGGAGAUAGUUGCAGAAGCGAUAUCAACACUACACGGGCUCGACUUGAGAUGGUCAGGGCCGAUAACACCGAUGGAGAUGCAAUAUGUCGAACAAUAUGUGAAUGCAAAGUACCCACAAUACUCCCAUGGUUUAAUCCAAGAAGGCGAUAAAACCGACCUCUAUUCACUCUGCUAUAACAAUGGCGAGGUGUCUCCGGUGAACAACGGUGAUGAUAGGCGGAAAUCGCCUAGAGGAACAUUCCGCGAACCAUCUGCUUCGCCAUCAUUUGGAAGCACACACCCUGAGCUCGACAAAACUCAACUAGAACCAUCAAGAUUGCUAGACAUACUAAUGAAAAAAUCAUCAUUCCCGGGUAGUUUCAUUUCAAUACCAGAAAUUCAAGCUCGAAACAGAGUACUAAGGCAUUGCGGUCUAACUGAAGAUCAGUACCUUGUUCUCUUCACUCCAAGUUACAAAGAUGCCAUGAUGCUUGUUGGAGAAAGUUAUCCUUUUUUCAAAUAUAACUACUACAUGACUAUAAUUGAAGAUGACUCGGAUUAUAUUCGAGAGUUUGCGACAUAUAAAGAUUCAAAGGUGAUAUGUUCACCAGAGACAUGGUUGGAUUUAAGGAUCAAAGGAUCACAGCUAAGUCAGUACUUCAGGAGGAAAUGCAAACAUAGUCCUAAAGGGUUGUUCUCUUAUCCUGCAGAGAUUAGAGGCACAAGAUACUCAAUGCAUUGGGUUUCUGAGGCUCACCGAAAUUCAUGGCAUGUUCUGCUCGACGCAACCAGUUUUGUUGUUGGUGAAGAUCGGUUGAGUCUCGCACUUCAUCGACCGGAUUUUGUUCUCUCUACUCUUAAUAAUACUCAUGCUCAACCUUCAAAGAUUACUUGUCUCUUGGUUAGGAGGAAAUCUUUUGAUACUGCUCCUUCACCUUGAACAACAUGUUCUUCUAGUUGAUCUUAAUAUUGUAUUAGUUGCCUAUGAAAUUUUGGACAAUUGAAACUGGUUAUUAUUUUAA
Messenger RNA from Dioscorea cayenensis subsp. rotundata (Guinea yam), 1428 nucleotides. RefSeq lists its product as uncharacterized. NCBI's taxonomy places the organism in Eukaryota, Viridiplantae, Streptophyta, Magnoliopsida, Dioscoreales, Dioscoreaceae. The transcript has 3 exons. The record is from RefSeq and is a predicted model, not a curated record. Bases 237 to 1346 code for a protein of 369 amino acids.